AUGCGGGCAAACCUCGACGGGACAGAUCGGAAAGUGCUGUUAAGUGGGCUCGGGCAUCCGAAUUCCUUGGCCGUGGACGAUUUGAGACAAAAGCUGUACUUUUCAGAAUCUGACGACAAUUCCGACCGGAUCAUGCGCUGCAACUUAGACGGCAGCAACCUGGAGGAGGUGGUGUCAGGCGUCCAUGUGCAGGGAAUAGCUACGGAUGCAGAUGGCAAAGUUUACUGGACGGACUUGACGAGCUCUCAGAUCCAGCGCAGUGCUUUGAACGGUUCCGACAUCGAAGUCUUGGUCUCGGAUCUGCAGGAGCCUGCAGGCCUGGCCUUGGACUCAAAGGCCAGUCGGAUAUAUUGGGCCGAUCAAUGUGGCUACGAGAACACAGCCAGGAUUCAAAGCGCCGCCCUAGACGGCUCCGGUGUGGCCACGCUGUCCAACGCCUCCCAUCCCAUGCAUGUUGCCUUGGAUUCCGAUGGACAGCUGUACUGGACAGAUGCGGGCAGCUUCGAGAUUCGAAGAUGCAAACCCGACGGAUCUUCCGCUGAAGUCUUGUACAACAAAACAGUUGUAUUGCUGCCCAACUCGCAGCCUUCGAACAAACCUUUCCAGCAGCUGACGGGUCUUUUGGACCCUCAGGGGAUUGCCGUGGACUCUGUGGCAGGCAAAGUCUAUUGGACCCAGCUUGGCACACAGUACAAAACCAGAGGUGGACCAUCAGUACAGCGAAACAGCAAGCUUCAGCGUGCAAACCUUGAUGGCAGUGAGAUCGAGACUCUAGCCGAGUUCGGUGCUUCACAACCGGUGGCUGUCGCCAUCUCCCUCGUGCCCUCGCACAAAGCCGAGCUGUGA
Messenger RNA from Symbiodinium sp. CCMP2456, 846 nucleotides. NCBI's taxonomy places the organism in Eukaryota, Dinophyceae, Suessiales, Symbiodiniaceae. The record is from the annotation of a GenBank genome assembly.